Messenger RNA from Aspergillus fijiensis CBS 313.89, 672 nucleotides. RefSeq lists its product as uncharacterized. The transcript is spliced from 2 exons. The record is from RefSeq and is a predicted model, not a curated record. Lineage: Eukaryota; Fungi; Ascomycota; Eurotiomycetes; Eurotiales; Aspergillaceae. The coding region runs from base 211 to 582 and encodes 123 amino acids.
CCGGAAGUGGAGCAAACAAGCAGUGUGCCCAUAAUCUACUUAAUUCUUCGAAGAAGUGUAUGAACGUUCCGAAGUCAAUUACGUCGUUUCCCACUCUGCCCCUGGCAGAGAUGUCAUCGCGAACCGGUUCCCUUUACUCCGUACUCUCUUUCUUCCCUUGCAAGGCAGGGAAAAGUCAAGACUCGGACCGACUCCUGCUUUCAGUUCGGCAUGCCGAUGCACAUCAUCUCUUCCUGCAUUGCAGAAUGGGGUAUUCUCGGCGCAACCACACCACUGCAACCGCUGCACAUACUUGAUUUCCUUGUUAUCGUCUUCCCUCGGAGACCUUCUAGACCGGGCCGACCAGAUGUUUUUUUUUCUUUGCCUCCGACGGAGUACAUCGCUCCUUGGGGCCCUGAACGCGUGACGGGGUCCCGGAGGUGGCCGCAGCCAUCACCAGAAGCCGUAAUUCUUAGCACCGCCACCUCAAACAGAAGUAAAACAGCCGCUCGUUGUGGCAGCACACCGCCGACAAAUCAGCUCGCUACCAACUUCACCACCGGGCCGGUCGCGCGUCCUUUUCUGCCGUAUCACGUGGCGUAAGCUCCUGCGCCCCGAGCUAGUGGACUCUCCUAAUUGGAAGCAAGGAGCCCGAUUCGAGCGGGCCUAUCCCGAGAGUUGGGCAGCAUUGGC